Messenger RNA from Diorhabda carinulata, 1855 nucleotides. RefSeq lists its product as uncharacterized. The coding region runs from base 216 to 908 and encodes 230 amino acids. The transcript has 3 exons. The record is from RefSeq and is a predicted model, not a curated record. Lineage: Eukaryota; Metazoa; Arthropoda; Insecta; Coleoptera; Chrysomelidae.
AAAUUUCGACAACUAUCCCAAGUAAACGUUUUCACUUGCAAUAUAUAAACCAUCACGUCAGUCGCAGAUUAAUCUCAUAGUUAUACCAAGAAUUUCGUAUUUAGUUUGAGACUUUCAAGGCGAUACGGAUUUGCUUUUAAACAUAUUUCAAUUUCCCGUCAAUGUCAUAUUAAAUUAUUACUGUAUUCGUUUCAAAUUUAUCGAUUGAAAUUAAAAUGUCCAGCAGUAGUUCAUCUUAUUUUCAAACAACGUACAGCCAGGACGAACGUAUCAAACACCAAUUGAAAAUAUCACGACAAAAAGAAGACCUAGAAGAAUCUGAAAUAGAACUAUAUAGAGAACGAUAUUUCAAUUAUAUAUUCACGUCGAAAUCACACGACAUUUUUAAAUUGAAAGGUCUCCAUUUCGUCUACGUCACUCACGUUAAAAUCAAAUUUUAUUACAAACCCAGCGAAUUGGUGGAAUACGUAAAUUCGAACGUUAAAUUUUAUUGUCGAUUGAUGUAUCAUAAAAAAUAUCGUUGGUGGAGUUUAAAAAGUGAUUCUUUUCCCGCCAAUUACAAAUUACGGAUAUAUUCUUUAUUUAAUACCGAUAUUUACGUUAACGACGAAGAAAUAUGGGAAAACAUUUUUAGAAUUUAUAAAAUAUUAGUUAAAUGGUCUGAACAAGAACAAGUGUAUAGAAUUGAAAAAUAUCAGAAAUAUCGAAGAGGUUUAUUGGAAGAUUUGGAUUUGGACGCCGACGAUUUGGAAAUAUUUUUUGACGAACACCAAAAACGUGAAUUUAUGGCGAAACGAAUAUCGAUUCUUAAAAGAAUGAUUGUACCUAAAAGACGGAGAGGUCAUCGUAAACGAAUUCGAAUAUCUCCUAAAGAUAAUUCGAAUGAUUCGUUCGAUUAUUCGAUUUAAAUAAAUCGUAGUUUCUUUAUUGGAUGUUCGUAUUGAUAAUUAUACGUAAUAGUACGGGGGUGAAAUAAUAAAUAUGUUAAUGAGACCAUCAAAAAUAAACUUUUGUUACUGUGAACAAGUAAUAGGGGCGCGCAGUUUAAACCCUGCAUAACUUUAAAACUAAGGGUUGAAAACAUAAUUUGAAGUAGUCAAAAUAUUCGUAUUGAUUAGCACUUUAAACUACUAUAAGAUGUAUUUCGUUUUUUUAAAUUUAUAUGCCUUUAAAACACUUAUAAACAAAUUACGGUACUUUUUUUUCAUGAACAUUUGUACAUUCAAACUUCUGUAACUUCUUAACGGAUAAUAUUUAAAAGGUGUAGUACAUCUCAUUUUGAAGCUUAAACGUUAACGUUUAAAAUGAGCUGCUUUAAAUCAUUCUACUUCAUGUAGGAACCAAGUAAUGACCGAUAAAGUGAAAAAAAACGUCAAUUUUUGGAAAAAUUUUGUAUAAUAUUGACGAUAACUUUUCAAAUAUUGAUUUUUUGAAAAAACUGUGGAAACCUUUAUUGUAGAUCUUUUUGAAACGAAUCUUUUUUAUUCAAAACUUUUUUUCAUAUCUCUUCUUGUUUAAAAGUUAUAGCUUUAUAAAUAAUUACAUUGUUUAUAACAAAUUAGAUUCGAGCUCGGGGCAACCAAAAAAUACCGUACUAUAUAUUGAUAUUUCAAUUUCAAUAUAUUUUCACGUAAAAUUAUAACUUUUUGUUAAUUAUUUAUUUACUUUUCCAGAUUUAAUAUAUAUUUCUACAUAUUGAUGUUUAUAAAUAUUCGACUGAUACAUUGUGAUUAUUCUAUUUAUUGUAAGUUAUUCAUUAUUUAUUAUAAAAUAUGUAUAUCGUUGUUGUUAAUUAAAUAUAAUUAUAUUAUAUUAUCACUUUAUUAGACCUAAUUAAAUAAACUGGAAAAACAAA